Xylona heveae TC161 is the source of this 1266-nucleotide messenger RNA. Its product is annotated as glycerol-3-phosphate dehydrogenase. Gene Ontology annotation, cellular component: glycerol-3-phosphate dehydrogenase (FAD) complex; cytosol; nucleus. The transcript is spliced from 3 exons. The coding region runs from base 1 to 1266 and encodes 421 amino acids. The record is from RefSeq and is a predicted model, not a curated record. Gene Ontology annotation, biological process: glycerol-3-phosphate catabolic process; carbohydrate metabolic process. NCBI's taxonomy places the organism in Eukaryota, Fungi, Ascomycota, Xylonomycetes, Xylonales, Xylonaceae. Gene Ontology annotation, molecular function: glycerol-3-phosphate dehydrogenase [NAD(P)+] activity; NAD binding.
AUGGCAACGCUGGGUGGUGCACACAAGAAACACAAGGUGACCGUCAUUGGUUCAGGCAAUUGGGGAUCUGUCAUUUCCAAGAUUGUCGCAGAGAAUACGGCAGCAAAUCCACAACUUUUUGAGCGUGACGUGCGCAUGUGGGUUUAUGAGGAGCAAGUCACGGUGCCGGAAAAAUCAAAAUAUUAUGACCCUUCAUCGCAGUUCUCGACCAAGCCUCACCCUCUCUCGCAGCUGAUCAAUCACUUCCACGAAAACGUCAAGUACCUCCCCGGAAUCGCGCUCCCCAAGAACCUCAUCGCGGUGCCCUCUCUCGAAGACGCCGUCAGGGACUCGACGAUUCUGAUCUUCAACCUUCCUCACCAAUUCAUCAACCGAAUCUGCAAUCAAUUGAAAGGCCAUAUCCUGCCAUUCGCCCGAGGAAUAUCCUGCAUCAAGGGAGUCGAUGUGACACGGGAUCGAGUGCGGCUCCACUCGGAAGUGAUUGGAUCAACUCUGGGCAUCUACUGCGGAGCCCUCUCUGGAGCGAAUAUUGCCUCUGAGAUUGCGGAGGAGAAAUGGUCCGAGACGACGGUUGCGUACGAUCCACCUCCCAAGGACUCCAAGGCUCCCACGCCAGUCCACACGACACAAGAAGGCGACGUGAUCCCCGAUGGUGUGGUUGAUCUGGCUGCAGUGGACGAGUCCAUUGAGACCAACACUCCGUACAAGCCGAGACUGGUCUCGUUGCCAUCGGAAUACCCGCCGUUGGACCACCGUUCGUUGAAGCUGCUCUUUCACCGCCCGUAUUUUCAUGUGCGUAUGGUAUCGGAUGUUGCAGGUGUCUCGCUGAGCGGAGCGUUGAAGAACGUUGUCGCUCUAGCAGCCGGUUUCGUCGACGGUAUGGGCUGGGGCGACAAUGCCAAGGCCGCCGUGAUGCGCGUUGGGCUGCUAGAGAUGGUGAAAUUUGGCCAGUACUAUUUCUCCGAGUCUGUGCGGCCAGCCACUUUUACCGAGGAAAGUGCUGGUGUGGCAGAUCUUAUCACCAGUUGCUCUGGCGGACGUAAUUUCCGUUGCGCAAAGUUGUCCAUUGAGCGCGGUGUCGCUCUAGAUGAAGUCGAGCGCACCGAGCUCAACGGUCAGAGCCUCCAGGGCAACUUGACCGCCAAGGAAGUUAAUGAGUUCUUGAAAGCCAAGGGUCAGGAGGAUGAGUUUCCCUUGCUUACCGCCGUCUAUCGCAUCCUUGAAGGCUCUGCGAAAGUCGAAGAUAUUCCACACCUGCUAGCGUAG